Messenger RNA from Fusarium poae, 522 nucleotides. RefSeq lists its product as uncharacterized. Gene Ontology annotation, cellular component: cytoplasm; mitochondrion; glycine cleavage complex. NCBI's taxonomy places the organism in Eukaryota, Fungi, Ascomycota, Sordariomycetes, Hypocreales, Nectriaceae. The transcript is spliced from 3 exons. The coding region runs from base 1 to 522 and encodes 173 amino acids. Gene Ontology annotation, biological process: protein lipoylation; glycine decarboxylation via glycine cleavage system. The record is from RefSeq and is a predicted model, not a curated record.
AUGUCUGGCUUCUUUGCUCGUCAAGCUUGGGCUUCUGCCUCCAAGGUCCGAUCUACUGCUCUCCGAGCUCCCACGGCUGCUUUCACCUGCAGAGUCAACAACAUUGCUCCCCGACGAUGCUUUUCAGUUUCCAUGAACCUUCUCGCCAGAAAAUACACUGAGAGCCACGAAUGGGUCGACGUAGCCGCCGAUGGCAAGACCUGCACAAUUGGCAUCUCCAACUACGCCGCCGAAGCUCUCGGCGAUGUAGUCUACGUUGAACUUCCCGCAGUAGGCGAAGAGACAGCCCAAGGCGAGUCCUUUGGCAGCGUCGAGUCCGUCAAGUCAGCUUCUGACAUUAACUCUCCCGUUUCUGGUUCCGUCGUCGAGGUCAAUGACCCCAUCGUCGAGACACCCGCUGAUCUUGGCAAGGAUCCUGAGAACGAGGGCUGGUUGAUCAAGGUUGAGGCUGAGGACGUUUCUGCUUUGGAUGAGUUGAUGGAUGAGGCUGCUUAUGCUGAGCAUAUCAAGGAGGAGCACUAA